AUGUCCCAAUCGAACCCUAUCUUACGUGGUCUCGCCAUUACAACAGCCAUAGCUGCUCUAUCAGCCACCGGUUAUGCUAUCUACUUUGACUAUCAAAGAAGAAACAGCCCGCAAUUCAGAAAAGUGUUGAGACAAAGGGCCAAAGAACAGGCCAAGAUGGAAGAAGAAGCUAAAAGUCACGCUAAAGAAAUGAAGCUGCAAAAAGUUACCGAAUUCUUAUCUAUGGAAUUGGCCAAAGACCCUAUUCCUAGUGAUCCCUCUGAAAGAGAGGCUACAUUCACUACCAACGUAGAAAAUGGGGAGAGAUUAUCCAUGCAACAAGGUAAGGAACUGGAAGCUGCUUCUAAAUUUUAUAAAGCAUUGACUGUAUACCCCCAGCCAGCCGAUCUGUUGGGCAUUUACCAAAGAUCCAUUCCUGAAGCCAUUUACGAAUAUAUUAUAUUAAUGAUUGCCAUCUUGCCUCCUGCCAAUGUGGCUUCUUUCGUUAAAGGUGUUGUUGGAAGUAAGGCCGAGUCUGAUGCGGUUGCUGAAGCUAACGAUAUCGAUGACUAA
Saccharomyces paradoxus is the source of this 552-nucleotide messenger RNA. It is a transcript of the gene TOM20, whose product is annotated as TOM complex receptor protein TOM20. Gene Ontology annotation, molecular function: transmembrane protein transporter activity. Gene Ontology annotation, cellular component: mitochondrial outer membrane translocase complex; mitochondrial outer membrane. Gene Ontology annotation, biological process: protein import into mitochondrial matrix; protein targeting; tRNA import into mitochondrion. Bases 1 to 552 code for a protein of 183 amino acids. Lineage: Eukaryota; Fungi; Ascomycota; Saccharomycetes; Saccharomycetales; Saccharomycetaceae. The record is from RefSeq and is a predicted model, not a curated record. The transcript has a single exon.